This is a messenger RNA of Phytophthora nicotianae INRA-310, 657 nucleotides long. RefSeq lists its product as hypothetical. The transcript is spliced from 2 exons. The coding region runs from base 79 to 612 and encodes 177 amino acids. Gene Ontology annotation, molecular function: calcium ion binding; enzyme regulator activity. Lineage: Eukaryota; Oomycota; Peronosporomycetes; Peronosporales; Peronosporaceae. The record is from RefSeq and is a predicted model, not a curated record.
CGUUAUAAUUCCGUAUUGCUAUUUCUCCAUCAUUAUCUGUCUUGCGUUGCUCUUUGUAAUCUACUAGCCAAACACAACAUGCCGACAGGAUCAUCGCCGCCGGUUUCAGCUCGGAAGACGAGCAUGACCGGGAGUUCAUCACGACGAGGCUCGCACAUGGCCACGAUGGCUUCGGAAGUGCCUCAAAAUGAGUUUGGUGGGGUAUUAGUGACACCGGAGCAGAUUCACAUGGCAUUCCAGUUCCUGGACGUUGAGAAGAAAGGCCGCGUGACGCUAGAUAACCUACGCUCAAGGCUGGGGAUCUUCUACGACAACAUGAGUCUCAAGGACGUACGGCUACUACUCAGCGAAGAGAGCGAGCUCACGGAAGAAUAUCUACACGCUCUGCUACUACCGAACGAAGUAAAGAACUUCGACCCUGUAGCAGAAGCGUUCAAGGCCUACGACCCGGAAGAAACGGGCUUCAUCUCGCGCGAAAUGCUGCGCUAUGUGUUCGAGCGACUAGGCUACGGUGCACUCACAGACGAAGACCUGGACAUACUCAUCUCGUGCGCAGAUGCCGACCAGGACGGCCGCAUCAAUCUUGCGGACUUUCGAGCCAUGUUGGAGUAAAAAUAUGCUUCAUUCUCCAUGCUCUGCUGCCUAUAAACUUUAUCA